AUGAAUCACUUAAAAGUACUCAACCUAUUCAACCACCUCUUCAUUUCCCUUGUUUACGUAGACCAAACGCCCAAAGGGCCAACCGUCCGGCGCAAAAAUGCGCUCAGAAACAUCAUUAUUCUGCUUGCUACGGUUUCGAUUGUUUCCUUCUUUGGCUUGAAGCGCACGUUGACCGACUUUCGCCAAAUGAUUAGCUCGGUGACAGAUAUCGUGCAUCUGUUGAAGUAUUUCAUCAACGCUGACAUUAUGUACACGAUCCUGAGUGGGAUGUAUCAGCACAGCUUAAAGGUGAUCGUGAUCGUCAACGAAGCGAUUGCAAUCGACUACACGAUGCAACGGGUUUGCACAUUGAUGAAGAAUCGUUUUGCGAUACGACACACGCUGCUGAAAAUGCUCACCGGUGCCAUUAUGCUCUUGCGAGGAUCAUUUUUCCUGAUGUACUUGUAUCUGCAGUUCCGGUAUAAUAUUUCCUACGAGCUUUACCUAGUGCUGCACGCUAACCUGCUGGUCGAGCUGUCCAUGGACCUGCAGAAGCUGUUUCUACUCUAUUUCGCACUGUACAUGAUACAGCGUUAUCGAAUUUUAGCAAACUUACUUGACCGAAGCGAUCCAACUACGAUGGCUGUUGUGUUUAAAGUUUUCGAAGAUCUUAUCACCUUUAAAAAGCAUCUAUCGAAAACGUUUGGACUGCAUCUGCUCGCACUCAUACUGCAGACGUUCGUGGCGUGCUCGAUUCAUGCGUAUCUCAUCGUCGUAGAGCAGAGACACAUUUUCCAACAAAUAGCGAAUGUGGCUCAGCUCGUGAUAAACCUUACCUUGUUCUUCAUUUUAACCUAUUACUAUGAUUGCGUUGAGAUCAAGGAAGCAGAGCUUAAGGAUGCACUGAAAUCGAUGCAAUACACAAAUCUUAAACGACAAUCUCGAGAUCAGAAGGACUUCUACGACCUCGUCAAUCUAAAGCUCAUGAUGGAAUCCCCGAAGAUAACCGCUUGUGGACUUUUCGAAAUAAAUUUGCAGAUAUUCUAUAACGUAUUUGCCGCCAUCAUAACGUACAUCGUAAUAUUGUUCCAGUUUCGAGGGUUUGAAAAAUCACCAUAAAGAGAAACGACGGCCAGUCCCCUUCAGAGUGCACAUUUUCGUUUCGAGUACUGUUUACUAUACUUCGUCUGCAUGAUAAGAAAUAAAGAGUCUGUUUUGUGAUACAUCACCCACUUCUAGCGUACAACCGCGAACACAAACAGGAAGAAAAUACAAACAUGAACCAACAGCAUUACCUUUGCUCGCAUUUACUUUUCUUCUGAUUUGCUCUUUACUACAACCACUCGUCGGUCACACAUCGCAAAAUAGGAGAUUA
Messenger RNA from Anopheles coluzzii, 1354 nucleotides. RefSeq lists its product as uncharacterized. Gene Ontology annotation, cellular component: axon; membrane; neuronal cell body. Lineage: Eukaryota; Metazoa; Arthropoda; Insecta; Diptera; Culicidae. The transcript has 4 exons. Gene Ontology annotation, biological process: sensory perception of taste. The record is from RefSeq and is a predicted model, not a curated record. Bases 1 to 1098 code for a protein of 365 amino acids.